GAAAUUUCGCGUUGAAUAACAAAAGCAGAUAUUUUGACAGAAUCCACCAGUUUGGCAUUGUAAAUUACUAGACUUGAGUGAACUUGACAUGUCUGUAAACCAGGAUGUUUCAUUUGCUGAUCUGGGAGUAUCUCCUUGGCUAAUUGACACAUUACAGGCUUUAGCUAUCUACAAACCUACAGAUGUCCAGAAGGGAGUAAUUCCUCAGAUUUUAAAAGGCCAUGAUUGCAUAGGCGGUGCUAAAACUGGUUCCGGUAAAACAGCUGCAUUCGCUCUUCCAAUCCUCGAGAGCUGGUCUAGAGACCCACUAGGAAUUUAUGCUGUUGUCUUAACCCCUACAAGGGAACUGGCUAUCCAAAUUGACGAACAGUUCGCUGCGCUUGGCUCUAACAUGAAUUUGAAACAUACGCUGAUUGUCGGUGGAAUGGAUAUGGUAGCUCAGGCAAUUGCAUUAUCACGGAGACCUCAUGUCGUGGUUGCUACUCCUGGCCGUUUAGCUGAUUUAAUUCGAAGCAACGGACCUGAAACCACAGCUGGCUUGCAAAAAGUCAAGUUUCUUGUUAUGGAUGAAGCUGAUCGACUGCUUUCUUCAACGUUUGCGGACGAUUUGAACGACUGUUUUUCAAUUCUUCCACCCUCAGAAAAUCGACAAACUCUGCUAUUUACAGCCACUGUCACAGACGCAAUUCGGCAAUUAAAGGAAAAGCCAACAAAAGGUAAUAAGCCUCCUCUUUGGCUUUAUGAAGUAGAAUCCGAUAAGAUUUCGGUUCCUUCCACCUUGCAGCAAAAUUAUGUUUUUGUUGCCUCACACGUCCGCGAGGCUUAUUUGGUACACUUACUUUCGAUUCCCGAAAAUGCUGAAAAAUCUGCCAUUAUUUUUGUCAAUCGCACGCAUACUGCUGAGCUUAUUUAUUCAAUGCUUCGUUUAUUGGAAUUUCGAAGUACCGAAUUACAUUCUGAAAUGGCACAACGAGAACGUAUUAACUCUUUAGGCCGUUUUCGUGCUGAGGCUGCUCGUAUUUUGGUGGCCACAGACGUCGCUAGUCGAGGUUUGGAUAUUCCAUCCGUGCAAUUAAUUAUUAAUUUUGAUCUUCCUCGUGAUCCUGAUGAUUACAUUCAUAGAGUUGGUCGUACUGCUCGUGCUGGAAGAGCUGGUCAAGCAAUUUCCGUUGUCACAGAACAUGAUGUCGAAUUGGUUCAUGCCAUUGAAGAUCGUGUGGGAUCUAUGAUGACCGAAUAUGAACAUGCAUCUGAGAAUAAGGUUCUGGAGCGUAUGAAGGAGGUGACUGAUGCUAAGCGUCAAGCCUCUUUGGAAAUGGUUGAUCGUGGUUUUGGUGAGCGUAGACAAAAGCAAAAAGAAAAAAGACUUAUAGCCAGUGGUCGCUUAGGUACCGGCGAUGAUUUUCGAAACAAAAAGAGAAAAUCCAAGGGCCUUAAAAGUAAUCAAAAGAUGAAAAACAAAGAGAACUAAAGGGAAAAACUUGGGUACAUGGAUAAUGGUAUUUCGUUUUGUCCUUCUGUGUAAGGUUUUUGAAAAACAAAAAGGAUUUUUGGUACUACUAUCAUUGAGGAUUUAAUAAAUAAUAUGUAUUUUGGUAUAAGCAUUACUUUUUAAUGCUGGGUAAAUCUUGG
Schizosaccharomyces cryophilus OY26 is the source of this 1632-nucleotide messenger RNA. Its product is annotated as ATP-dependent RNA helicase Dbp8. The record is from RefSeq and is a predicted model, not a curated record. NCBI's taxonomy places the organism in Eukaryota, Fungi, Ascomycota, Schizosaccharomycetes, Schizosaccharomycetales, Schizosaccharomycetaceae. Bases 89 to 1471 code for a protein of 460 amino acids. The transcript has 3 exons. Gene Ontology annotation, molecular function: nucleic acid binding; RNA helicase activity; ATP binding.